UAGUAGUGCUGAGACAGACUCCCAGAAGAUCUCAGCAAGUCGCGUAGCUGAGCCCGGCAGGUCCUGUGAGGUCGUGCUGCUGCUAUGAGCUGCACCAUCGAGAAGAUCCUGACAGACGCCAAGACGCUGCUGGAGAGGCUGCGGGAGCACGAUGCGGCCGCCGAGUCGCUGGUGGAUCAGUCGGCGGCGUUGCACCGGCGGGUAGCCUCUAUGCGGGAGGCGGGGACAGCGCUUCCGGAUCAGUAUCAAGAGGAUGCAUCCGAUAUGAAAGACAUGUCCAAAUACAAACCUCACAUUCUGCUGUCCCAAGAGAACACACAGAUUAGAGACUUGCAGCAGGAAAACAGAGAGCUGUGGGUUUCCUUGGAGGAACACCAGGAUGCUUUGGAACUCAUCAUGAGCAAGUACCGGAAACAGAUGUUACAGUUAAUGGUUGCUAGAAAAGCUGUGGAUGCUGAACCAGUCCUGAAAGCUCACCAGUCUCACUCUGCAGAAAUUGAGAGUCAGAUUGACAGAAUCUGUGAAAUGGGAGAAGUGAUGAGGAAAGCAGUUCAGGUGGAUGAUGACCAGUUUUGUAAGAUUCAGGAAAAAUUAGCCCAGUUAGAGCUUGAAAAUAAGGAACUUCGAGAAUUAUUGUCCAUCAGCAGUGAGUCUCUUCAAGCCAGAAAGGAAAACUCAAUGGACACUGCUUCGCAAGCCAUCAAAUAACUGAACUCUGAAUGAUGGCUGGAGAUUGUCUAUCAAGGAAGGAAGUUGUUAUCUUCCCAUUCAAGUACUGUUCAUUAAGUGUCUUGCCUCAGAUUUGAUUUAAUCGUGAUUAAAGUUAUCAGGUGGCAAUUUAGAAUUUCCAGUCAA
Saimiri boliviensis boliviensis (Bolivian squirrel monkey) is the source of this 855-nucleotide messenger RNA. RefSeq names its product suppressor of IKBKE 1 (gene SIKE1). The record is from RefSeq and is a predicted model, not a curated record. Lineage: Eukaryota; Metazoa; Chordata; Mammalia; Primates; Cebidae.